AUGGAACAGACCGAACCCAUCCCUCCGAAAGACUCCUUGGAAACCGCGGUGGAGCAAAAGCUCUUCCCUGCUCACGACGACGGCAGCUCCUUCACAAUCUUCCGUGUCCCCGCCCACAUCCGCGAGGAGAACAAGAAGCUGUAUGAGCCGCAGCUGGUGUCCAUCGGCCCUUACUACCGCGGCCGCGACGCGCUCCGCGCCAUGGAGCAGCACAAGUUGCGCCUCCUCCGCCAUUUCCUCCAGCGAGCGGCGACCGUCCCGCUCUCCGACUUCGUGCGGGCGGUUCGGGCCGUCGAGCGGCGCGCCCGCUGCUGCUACAGCGAGAGGACGAGCGUCUUCGACGGCUACUUCAUCCUCGAGUUCUUCUUCAAGUGGAACAGGGGCGAGCCCGACCCGCUCUGCGACGUCGGCUGGGGCCUCACGCUGCUGCACUCGGACCUCCUCCUCCUCGAGAACCAGAUCCCCUUCUUCGUGCUCGAGCGCCUCUUUGACACCUUCUUCCGUGGCGCCGUAACGCAGGACAAUCUAGUCAAGAUUCUGCUCAUCCAGCUCAAGCUUAACGGCACCGUCGUGCCCAGACAACCACUGCGUCCGGAGUUCACCGGGCAGUUCGACCAUUUACUCCAUCUUUUGCACGACAAGUUCGUGCCCAAGCUCGAGGAGCUGGAGUUACCUGCGGUAACCAAUGGCUCGCCAUCUCCGUCGCCGCCUCGGCUGCUGCUGAUACCCUGUGUAUCGCUGCUGCGAGAGGCCGGCGUCACGUUCAGGAAGAAGAGGUCGCCCCGGGAUAUGUUCGACGUAACAUUCGACAGGAAGAGGGGAGUCAUGGAGUUGCUACGCAUCGAGAUCCAUCUUGCGAACCUGACGCAGCUGAUGAAUCUCAUCGCCUUCGAGCAGAGCAGGGGGACAACGCGCCGGGACUCCGGCGCCGCUGACGAGCUACAGCGCGCUCAUGUCGUCGCUGGUCAGAUCGGGGCAGGACGUCUCCGUGCUCCAGCGGGGUGGCAUCGUUGACAACCUGCUGUCCAACGAUGACGAAGCGGCCAUCAACUUCUUCAGCCGUCUGGGCGAUCCGUGCACCAUGCACUACAGCGACAACCUGUUCGCUCAACUGUUCGACGAUGUGAAAUGCUACCACGACUCGAGCUGGCACAAGCACAGGACGUUGUUUAAACGUGCCCACUGCAGCACUCCGUGGUCGAUCAUCGCCCUCGUGCUUGCAAUUAUAGCUUUCUUCUACUCGUUCUUCAGUCAAUCUGUGGCCAUCUAUGGCCAAGCACGACGCCAUUAGAUUUGUCUUCUCAUUCUUCAGUUAAUAUAUAUGGCCAUGCAAGGCAUCAUUAGAUUUAUCGAUCUUUCUCGUUCUUCAAGAUCAAUCAAUCUUCGGCCAUCGAGGGCCUAACACGUACGGCAUCAUUGGAUAUUAUAA
Messenger RNA from Oryza sativa Japonica Group (Japanese rice), 1429 nucleotides. RefSeq names its product UPF0481 protein At3g47200. The record is from RefSeq and is a predicted model, not a curated record. Lineage: Eukaryota; Viridiplantae; Streptophyta; Magnoliopsida; Poales; Poaceae.